Messenger RNA from Entrophospora sp. SA101, 1977 nucleotides. The record is from the annotation of a GenBank genome assembly. NCBI's taxonomy places the organism in Eukaryota, Fungi, Glomeromycota, Glomeromycetes, Entrophosporales, Entrophosporaceae.
AUGUCUCAUACACCUCGCGAAUUAAGAACACCAACACCUUAUGAUUUUAGUUCUAACCAAAGUGAUGAUGAUGAUUCAGAAAUUGAUGAAUUAGCACCUCUUACCUCCACAAGAAAUGAUCCCAAGUCAAAUUUUUCAUGGGCAACAUUUAGAACUAGACUCAGAUAUUAUGUACCAGUAUUUAGUUGGAUGCCAAGCUAUUCAUUGAAUACUUUUUGGGGUGAUUUUUUUGCAAGCUUGACUGUUACAGCAAUUUUACUACCUUCAUGUUUAUCAUUUUCUGUGUUGGCGAAAUUGCCUCCAGUACAUGGGCUAUAUAGUAUUGUGAUUCCAGGAGUCAUCUACUCAUUUCUUGGUACUUCAAGACAAUUGGUUAUCGGACCAGAAGCUCUAGUGGCAAUGCUUGUGGGGUCGUCAGUAGCACAACAACAAAAGUAUUUAGGCAAAGUAGAUGAUGAAAGUGUUGCAAUAAUGAUAGCAUCAUUGAUAACAUUUUUUGUUGGAAUUCUGACAUUUAUUCUUGGAAUUGUUAGAUUGGGAUUUAUAGAUUCGGUGUUAUCACGUGCUCUUUUGAGAGGUUUUAUUUCAGCAGUGGCAAUAGUAAUUAUUAUUGAACAAUGCUUAGUGAUGUUGAGAUUAACUGACUUAAAUCAUCAUGAAGGGAAAGGAUUGGGACAUGCAUCUUCAACUUUAGACAAACUCAUUUAUAUCAUAAAUAAUAUUGAACAAUCGCAUAUACCAACAGCCAUUAUAUCAUUUUCUAGUCUUUUAUUCUUAUUGGUUUUUGGUUCAAUCAAAGGAUAUUUGUCAAAACGAUUUUCAUGGGUACAAUUCAUACCUGAAAUAUUUAUAUGUGUAAUAAUUUAUACAAUUUUAUGUUCUAUUUUUGAUUGGGAAAGUCUUGGAGUAAAAAUUCUUGGAGAUAUUAAAGGAGGUGGAUUUCCCAAAUUCUCAAUUCCAAGUCCACCAAAGCUGGCUCAUAUUAUUGAUUGCUUCGAGACAGCAGUUUUAAUCUCAGUUGUAGGAUUUGUUGAAUCUAUAGUUGUCACAAAAACCUAUGCCACCAAACAUAAUUAUGCAGUUAGUCCUAAUCGUGAAUUAGUAGCAUUGGGUGCAUCAAAUUUGAUUGGUAGUUUUUUUCAAUGUAUACCAGCAUAUGGUGGAAUGGCUAGAAGUAGGAUUAAUGAUAAAGCUGGUGCUAAGACUCAAUUAUCAGGACUUAUAACUGCAACGUUUGUUCUGUUUUGUUUAUUCUUCCUGUUACCAUUAUUCUACUCUUUGCCCAAACCUGUAUUGGCAUCAAUAGUUUGUGUGGCUGCUAUCUCUUUAUUACAUGAGCUACCUCAUGAUCUUAUCUUUAUGUAUAAAAUAAAAGCUUGGAAUGAUUAUGCUUUGCUACUUUUGACCUUUUUUUCAACAAUAUUUAUAUCAACUGAAUAUGGAACUUUGAUAUCAGUAGGUUUAUCAUUAGUGCUUGUUGUUAAACAUUCCACCUAUCCUCGCAUUACUAUAAUGGGAAGAAUUGGCAACUCUAAUAAAUUUAAACCGAUUAAAGAUUUUCCAGAUCAGGCAGAACAUGUUGAAGGAGUUUUAGUGAUUAAAAUAUCCGAACCUUUAUAUUUUGCUAAUACUGGACAACUUAAAGAUCGUCUUAGACGUCUAGAAGAAUUCGGAGACAUGAGUGUUCAUCCAUCAGAAGAUGCAAGAAUGUCACCUGUUAGAAAUGUGAUAUUUGAUAUUGAAACGAUGGAAGGGAUUGAUGCCAGUGCUGUACAAAUUCUUUUUGAAAUAGUGGAGGCAUAUCAUCUUCGUGAUGUAAAUGUUUAUUUUGUGAAAUUACGUUCUAAUCAAAAGAAAAUGUUUGAAGGUGCAGGAAUCAUAGAGAAAGUUGGCAAAGAACAUUUCUUCAACCGAAUUCCUGAUGCAUUGGAAUACAUUAAUAAUGGUGCCAAUGAUUUUAGUGUCAGAUAUGAAUAG